Molecule: messenger RNA, 2750 nt
Organism: Vespula vulgaris
Lineage: Eukaryota; Metazoa; Arthropoda; Insecta; Hymenoptera; Vespidae
Exons: 7
Coding region: 1-1467 (488 amino acids)
Source: RefSeq, a predicted model, not a curated record
AUGUCAUUUCAUUCAUUGACAUUCCAUGUCAUUUUGUCACACAAUGGACCCGUUGUAUCUGGUGGUACGAUUACGAUCAAAGCAGAUUUGUAUACUACGGGUGGCUACCGACCAUCAGGCUCUUUCAGAUAUAUAUUGACCGACGAUGCUCUCAUACCUCAUGAAAAUGUAACAGAGUCAACGAAGAAUACAACAGUAUAUUGGAAUCUGACCUAUCCUCGAGAGAAAUAUUCUGUAGGAACUUAUAAAGUUGAAGUGUUAGUCCAAAGAUAUUUCAUUCUUCAUUGGAGUAAUGUAACUAGUAGUCGUAUAAGUUUCGAAGUAACUUCACUUCUUAAUGGUAAUAUCACAAUGUCACAAUCAAAUAAAACAUUGAAUGAUAAGUUUGUUUCAACUGCAUUAGAAACACAAUUCGGUAUUGAUAUACGUAAAGGAGAUUAUAACUUUAUAAUAGAAAAAGCAACAUCUAUAUCAACUUAUUGGUUCAUUGAUUGUCAAUACUAUGGAGAAACUAAUGAUUUAAAUUUUUCUUAUAAUUUUACAAAUGCUGAUAUGUCUCGUGACGUCGCAGCUUUGGUGAUUGCAUCGUAUGAACCUAUAGAACCACCCAUUACAACCACAGCUGCAACUAUACUACCAUCAAACACUACUUCGAAUACUUCUUUAAUAAAUAGCACUGCAAGUACUGUCCUAUCAACCACUACCAUAUCGCCUACAACUAUACCACAUAUAAAUACAACGAUAGCAACAUUGAUGACAAUUACGCCUGCACUUAAUUCAACUGGGAAUACAGUAAAUACUGGGAAUAUUUCAUUUCCAUACGUUUGCCUAAAUACAUCUAUUUUACCAGAUCCAAAUAAAACGUAUGGUUAUUUCACAAAACAAAUUUCUGUUCGAGCACCAAUAACAAAUAUCACGAUCAAGGGUACAGAUUGGAUUCAACCUUGGGACAUGUUGUCUCUUAACGCAACUUGUAAUGGCUCAGGACCAUUUUAUAAAUGUUUGGAAUUUCACCAAGGCAAAUAUAAUGUAACUGGUAAUGAGACAUGCGAAUACGCAGACCAUCUAAAAUCAUGUAAUUUUUCUAUUGUUCGUUAUUUCUUUGAACCUACUGAAUAUACAAUUUUGGUUAUAUUAAGCAAUGAUGUCAGUAAACAAAUUUAUUCUAAAACCAUAACUGUCUACAAAGUAACACCAAAGCCACAGUUGUCUGUUAUCGUUGUCCCUGUUUCUUGUACUCUUGUAGCUGUUGUUUUAAUAGUUUUUGGUGUGGCAUAUUACAUCCAAAGUAGAUCAAGAUUCACAGUUGAAGUUGCAGAUUUUGACUUUGGCCAGAAUAAUCCUGAGAUGGAGUAUAAAACGUUUACAGAACGAUUACGGGAUUCAUUUAACAAUGCUGUAAGACCAGAAAGCAAACAUAUAAGUGGAUACAAACCGCUUAAAAAUUCAAAUACUUUACAAACAUAACAUUUGUAAAAGAAAAGAAAAUUUACAAUACAAACUUUGAAAGUUUGUAAGGAGUACUUUUAAAAUUGAAAGCAAAUGUACUUCUACAAUGAGCCAAGAAGUCCAAGAAUGAAGAGGUUUAUUGAAUCUUAUGCAGCAGUAUUUGUAGAUAAUAAUGCUGUUUCACAUAAAAUUAGUAUAUCAUUAUUCACUGUAACCAUUGUGAUCAUUCCGGAGUGGAUAUGAGAAACAUAACAUCAAGAUUCCGCAUGAAUAUUAUAUACAUCUAAUAAGGAAAACACACUGAACAUAUUUUAUGAAGAAUCAGUGUAAAUGCAAUCAUCAUUAUGUGAUGGAUAAGAAAGUAUGCGCCAUUCCAACAUAAUUUUUCCAACUAUAUGAAAUAUAGAAAUAAGUCUAUGUCCACGCAAUAUAUAUGUAUAUUAUAAUUUAAUAAUAAGCUUAUGUAAGUCUAAUUUGUGCACAAGAACCAUUUUUAAUUGCUCAACAUACGAAAAAAAAAAAAAAUAGAAUUGUAUAAUUAUAUGUUUUUAUUAUUUUAUCAAUCUAUUUUUUUCAUGACAAUCCAUAAAGACAAUCUGUCUGGAAAAGUAAUAAUCGUAUUGCGAGCAAUUUGUUAAAAGGCUAUCGAUACUUUCAUCGUGUAAUAAUCUAUUAAUUAUAUUUAUAAAAUUAUCAUAGCCAAAUAUUCAAAUUGCUUUGCGUAAAAAUUAAUCCUAUAUGCAUAUAUUUUAAUUGUAUAGAAAUGAUAAGAUUUGCGUGGAAGUAAAUUUUUUUGUUAUUUUCUAUGUUAUUUUAAUAAUGUCUUUUACGAAUUUUCUUGCGUUUAAUAUUACCAAUUAUAAAGGAAAAAUUUUUUUAAAAAUGGAGAUAUGUAAAAAUUCGUGGAUUUACAAAUUGAUUUAGACUGAGCAAAGUGUGUGAAAAUGAAAAAUUUUUCAUAAUUUGUAUACGUUCUGUUAACUUAUGAUGUAUACGUAUAUACAUACAACAUACAUGCAUGCAUACAUACAUACAUACAUACAUACAUACAUACAUAUAUAUAUACACACACAUACACACACAUAUAUCUCUAUCGCUUGGUCAUAGAUAACUUUAAUACGGGAGCGAUAGUUAAAAUCAAAUUAAUAUUCUUCUCUGGUUUCCCAUAGAAUAGUACAAAGGUAAAUCGAGAAAUGAUAAAUGAGUAAUAGGGAUAUAUAAUUAUUUAUUCUGCUAUCUUACGAUAAUUGUAAAAUAAUCUGAUUGAUAUUUAAUUGUGAUAAAUAAAUACAACAAACUCA